Molecule: messenger RNA, 1617 nt
Organism: Lipotes vexillifer (Yangtze River dolphin)
Lineage: Eukaryota; Metazoa; Chordata; Mammalia; Artiodactyla; Lipotidae
Gene: ZNF394
Product: zinc finger protein 394
Exons: 4
Coding region: 1-1617 (538 amino acids)
Biological process (GO): regulation of transcription by RNA polymerase II
Molecular function (GO): DNA-binding transcription factor activity; RNA polymerase II cis-regulatory region sequence-specific DNA binding
Source: RefSeq, a predicted model, not a curated record
AUGAGUUGGAUCUGGACCGCAAGUCAAGGCAGGGUCGCUGCGCUGCCCCUGAGUGACGGACCUUGGAUAGUGAAAGUGGAGGAAGAUUCACCCGGAGGUGGGGAGUCCGACCCACCAGGGGACUGUCCGGAUCCCGAAACUUCCCGACGGCAUUUUAGGCGGUUCCGUUAUCAAGAGGUGGCCGGACCCGAAGCGGCGCUGAGCCGACUCAGGGAACUUUGUCGUCAGUGGCUGAGGCCCGAGGUGCACUCGAAAGAGCAGAUCCUGGAGCUGCUGGUGCUGGAGCAGUUCCUGACCAUCCUGCCCCAGGAGCUCCAGGCCUGGGUGCGCAAGCACUGCCCGGAGAGCGGGGAGGAGGCUGCCGCCUUGGUUUGGGCUCUACAGAGAGAGCUUGAUGGGACCUUACGCCAGGGGUUGGUGACAGUCCAGGAUGUGGCUGUGUCUCUAACCUGGGAGGAGUGGGAGCGACUGGGCCCAGCACAGAGGGACCUCUACAGGGAGAGUGCGCCGAAGGAUUAUGGGAAUGCAGUCUCGCCAAGUUUGGAAACCAGAAUUGAGAACAAAGAGUUGAUUCUAAAGCAAGAAAUUCUAGAAGAAGUGGAGCCACAAGGGCAGCUACAAGGGCCCCAGGAGAAGGGGCCCCUGUCUUCCGAGUGUGGGGUUGCCCAUGAGGACAGGAUAGAAAAGCCAUCAGGCGACCCCUCAUUGCUGAAACUUGAAAAGCCUCCUGAAGAUCAGGGAGUCACCAGCAUCUCAGAUCUCAAGAGUGCUCCCAGAGAAGAGGGAGACUCCAAAAACAAUGAAUUGGGGACUAGUGCCAGAAGUUCAAACUUUGUUCCUGCUCAGCACAUCCAGACAGCAGAGAGACCCAUUACCGGUGAUGAACAUGGGAACAAUUGCAAACACAGGUUAGAUACCGUGAAACCUCAUGAAUCUCUUGACAGUGGGGAAAACUGCCAUCAUUCAAGCCUACUUGAGGCGCAGAGGCGGUUCCAUGAAGAAAGACCUUAUACGUGUGACACCUGUGAGAAGACUUUCAAACAGCGUUCCGACCUCUUUAAACACCAGAGAACCCACACCGGGGAGAAGCCCUACGGGUGUUCUCCCUACGAAUGCCAAGAAUGUGGAAAAAGCUUCAGUCAGAGCGCAACCCUCAUUAAACACCAGAGGACACACACAGGUGAGAAGCCGUACACGUGCCCCAAAUGUGGGGACAGCUUCAGACAGAGCUCACACCUCAACCGGCAUCAGAGAGUCCACAUGGGGCAGAAGCACUACACGUGUCACGAGUGCGGGGAAACCUGCCGUAUCUCCAACCAUUUUAGACAUCAGAGGACACACCAGGGAGAGAGACCCUACACGUGUGAAGAGUGUGCGAAGAGCUUUAAACGGUGUUCCGACCUCUCUAAACACCAGAGAAUCCACACCGGGGAGAAACCCUACGAAUGCCAAGAAUGUGGGAAAAGCUUCAGUCAGAGCGCAACCCUCGUUAAACACCAGAGAACUCACACUGGAGAGAAGCCUUACAGAUGUCUUGAAUGUGGGGACAGCUUUAGACAGAGUUCACACCUCAUCCGACACCAAAGAAUCCAUAGAAAUAAAGCCCCAUCAUUUUGA